Messenger RNA from Mesorhabditis spiculigera, 1023 nucleotides. NCBI's taxonomy places the organism in Eukaryota, Metazoa, Nematoda, Chromadorea, Rhabditida, Rhabditidae. The record is from the annotation of a GenBank genome assembly.
AUGGGCCAUCAUUUCUUACCAGCAGCGGCUGUCUGCCUCCUCAUCUCUGUGGCCCAUGGAAUCGAUGUCGAGGUGUCUUUUCUAUCGGAUGAAGACUUUAAAAAUGCUGAACUAUUGACAAAAGAACAAAUCUAUAAAGAAAGGACACCAAUAGAAGCCGUAAAUCGAUACAGGCCUGACAUCCGUAAUCGUGGACAGCGACACAAGCGGAAUGGAGUCUCGAGACCCACAAAAUUAUGGCCAAAUUCCCGGAUACCGUACGCUAUCUCUCCACACUACAGCACCCAUGAACGAGCAUUACUUGCUCGAGCUGUCAAAGCGUAUCAUGAAAAGACCUGUAUCCGUUUUGUACCGCGGAGUGGCACGGAACCCGAUUAUUUAUUCAUCGGAAAAGUCGACGGAUGUUUUUCGGAAGUCGGGCGAACUUCUGGAGUUCAAGUACUGUCGUUAGACAAUGGUUGUAUGGAAUACGCAACCAUUAUUCAUGAAAUGAUGCAUGUCGUCGGAUUCUAUCAUGAGCAUGAACGAUGGGAUCGUGACAAUUUUAUCGACAUUAUUUGGCAGAAUAUUGAUCGAGCUGCCCUGGACCAAUUUGGAAAAGUGGACCUCUCGAAGACAUCGUAUUACGGCCAAUCAUACGACUACAAAUCCAUUCUCCACUACGAUAGCUUGGCCUUUUCUAAGAAUGGAUUCCCGACAAUGCUGCCUAAACAUAAAGCUGCCACCAUUGGAAAUGCCAAGGAUUUCUCGGAGGUCGAUCUGGCCAAAAUUAAUAGGAUGUAUAAUUGUGCGCCGAAAAAGGAAAUGUUUGCCCCAUUUGCAUCUGCUAGGAGCUCACCAUUAUUUCAUCCAACCUAUAAAGAUUCCGAGGUUCCAGUUAGUAACUUCGAGCCGUUGAAGAAAAAUAGUGAAGUUUGUGAAGACAAGAUUACAGUUUGUUGGUGGACAGCUGAUCGGUGCAGGCUGGCUGCCAUCGACCACAUGAUGCGAGCCCUAUGCCCAAAAACUUGUAAAUUCUGUAGA